Molecule: messenger RNA, 756 nt
Organism: Camellia sinensis
Lineage: Eukaryota; Viridiplantae; Streptophyta; Magnoliopsida; Ericales; Theaceae
Product: bidirectional sugar transporter SWEET6a
Biological process (GO): carbohydrate transport
Cellular component (GO): membrane
Molecular function (GO): sugar transmembrane transporter activity
Source: RefSeq, a predicted model, not a curated record
AUGGCGACUGCAGCACUUGCUCGUACCAUCGUUGGAGUUAUUGGGAACGUUAUCUCUUUCUGCCUGUUUAUCUCUCCAAUGCCAACGUUUUGGAGAAUAUUUAAGAACAAAUCAGUGGAGGAGUUCAAGCCAGAUCCAUACCUAGCAACGGUGGUGAACUGUAUGUUUUGGGUUUUCUAUGGUCUUCCCAUAAUUCAUCCUGAUAGCACUCUCGUCAUCACCAUCAACAGCGUUGGCCUCGCCCUCGAGUUGUUCUACCUCACCAUCUUCCUUAUUUAUACUACCAAUCACAAAAGGUUGAAGAUCGUUCUUUAUCUUGUGCUGGAGGUGGUGGUUCUCGUUGCAGUUGGUGUUCCAACGAUUCUAAAAGUUCACACGCAUGAAAAGAGAUCCAUGGUUGUGGGUAUUUUCUGCGUCAUAUUUGGAGGAUUGAUGUACGCUGCUCCUCUCACCAUUAUGAGAAAGGUUAUAAAAACAAAGAGUGUAGAAUUUAUGCCAUUUUGGCUCUCCUUUGCUGCUUUUUCUAAUGGAGUUAUCUGGCUCAUCUAUGCUCUCAUAAAGUUUGAUCCCUACAUCUUCACUGGGAAUGGUUUGGGAACAUUGUGUGGUGCUGCACAGCUGAUUCUAUACGCAUACUACUACAAGUCAACUCCAAAGGGCAAUGAGAAAAACCCACCUCAAGUCCAGAUGGCAGCAUUGCCUUAAUUGAUGAUCAUUUUCAGAAUCCAUUGCUCCAUCCACCUUUCUUUUUUUUUU